Messenger RNA from Amoebophrya sp. A25, 3834 nucleotides. NCBI's taxonomy places the organism in Eukaryota, Dinophyceae, Syndiniales, Amoebophryaceae. The record is from the annotation of a GenBank genome assembly.
AGAACACAGUAGUACUAACACUAAGCGUAACACAUCUAAAGACAAGAAGGAGAAGGAACCAAGCGUGUCUACAAAAGUAGUCGUCAGUGGUAACCUCAAGCUUACUGCAGGUCCCGGUGCUGCGAAUAAAAACAAAACAUCAGCUUCAUCUUCUAAAAAUAAGGACAAUAAAGCAACUACUUCUACUUCUACUUCCAACAAGGACCUGUUUCCAAAUCUGAGUAAGAAGGAGUUGGAUCGAAGGUGGUACAAGACGACAGACUAUGAGAAUGAAGGAACGUGGGUCUGGAAAGACAGUAAGUGGAGGUGGAAGCUGCACUCGCCGGAUGAUGAGGAUGAGACAGAUGAAGACGAAUACGAGGAUGCAGACGAAGACGUCGAAGAAGGUGGUGCUAGGAGAACAAGUACUACUAGGGCGUUUCACACAGCAAAUGAUGUGGAUGAAGAAGAAGACGACGGAGAGGAAGAAGAUGAUGAGGAGGAAGAUGAAGACGAGGAGGAAGAUGAAGAAGAGACUUCAGUAGAUGCAGACGAGGAAGAUGGCCCAGCGUCUUCGUCUCCAUCAGGGGACGAAGCGGCACCGAAAAACAUUUUUGCUGUGUCUCAAGCAAACGCAUCAAUCUUCAAUCCAACCACUAGAACAAGUGGUCAACAAACUGGUCGCUUGUUCCAGAAUGGCGGAGCUUCAAGUACGGGGAAUAGUAAUGGCAAGCCUGCUUUCAGUAUUUUCGGCAAUACCACGAACAAUACCUCUUCAACAUCUAAAGAUGAUGCCGACGACGAUCAGCAGAUAGGCAAUGGCAAGCCACUCAGCAUCUUUGGAGGUAGUCGUGGCAAGAGCACGCCCUCAACGUCUAUGCUCUUGUUUGGCACCGAGGGGAACAAGUCUGCGCAAAGCGCUAUAGGUACCGGCAAGCCAGUGAGCAUCUUUGGAGGUGGCGCCGCAGCUGCCGACGACGAUCAAGACGACACCGAUAAAGACGACGAUGAUGAAGAGGAAGAAGAAGAGGACGACGACGAAGAAGAGGAAGGGUCUGACGCAGCUGUUGAGGCGCUGCUGAACGCUGCUGCCUUGCUCGACAUAUCUCCUUCAAAUACUCCAAAGGUUUCACCUUCCAAACACAGUCCUAAGAUCCCCAUGAGUCCGCCAACACCUGUCCUAGCUCCUUUCCGCGUGGAUGACGUGAAAUUCAGAGACGAAAGCGAAGCCAUUGACGAUGAAGAGAAAGCGCAAACGGUUGGCGUGGCUUUUGGUGGCGCGGUUUUUGCUCCAAAGAAAUCAGUCUUCGCAAAAGAUAGGCCGUUAUUUGGUGCUGGUGAUGUUUCUGAUGUGAAAAUCGAGAAAGCAAUCGUUUUGGCAGAUAUUGCUGAUGACGAAACCUCUUCAGACUUUUUACGGGAGCAUACCACGAAGAUUUUGGAAGGGUUUUUCAGCAAGACCGCAUGUGGCACUGGAAUAUUGGCGAGAAAUGAUACAAUCGACACGAUAACUCUGCUAAAAACGCCUAGUGCUAGUGCGACGUCAUCGUCGGGUUUAGCUGGAGCUGGAGGAGGAGAGCAAUUUGGUUCUCUGGAUCGCACCAAUAGCAUAGCCAGUUCUAACGGAGCAGCUGCUGCUUACACUGGCACCGGUGCAAUUAUACCGCCGUUAGUAUCCUCAGCGUCCGUCACCUCCCUCACCUCCGUCGCAUCCACUGCUGGAACCAUGGUUGGAGGCAAUAUCUUCGGAGGAACGUCGAACACGAGAGGAUCCUCGGUUUUUGGAGGGGGGCUGGUGUUUGGCAGUUCAGGAACGACGCAUGGCGGAUUCGGCGGAAACCUCUUUGGUGGAGGCGGUGGAGUUGGAGGAGGUACAAGAACUGGAGGUAUCAAUAUUGGCGGAAGUAGUAUUUUAGCAGGUACACCUAGAGGACAAGAUGGAGGUGGUGGAAAUCUUCUUCUUACUGGUACUUCAACAUCCUCGUCACCACUGGGUGCAAGAAGUCCUGGUGCUCAACAACAAGCGUCUUUGUCCAGUACAAGGAAGAAAAUGAACGAACAAUACGAACAAUACAAGAGCGAGAUGAGGUUGCAGCUUUUAGGCCUUUGCAGUGGAGAUGGAGAAAAGCGAGGAAAGAGCUCAUCGACGCCGGUGGCUAGAGACCAUGUGAGGCGGGAGCAGAAACUGGUAAUAUUGAGAAGUUUUGGCUAGUGUUGUACUUGUAGUUCUAGCUUUAUUUAUGUCGUGCUUGUGAGUGAAAUACAAAAAUUUAAUUCUAGUACCUUGUCUCAAAAAAGAAAGUCAAUGUGUCUCACAAGGAUCAUGGCCAAACUCGAAUGGUUCCACACUCACUUGAUCUUCUUCUUCUUCAUCCCUGCCUCAUGCUCAUACAAAACAGGCACCCCCAUCUUCGAGUGCCAGUUCCUACCGAUCCAAGAGGAAUCAAGCCAAGCUUCGUGCCGACAUCGAUCGUUUUGUCUCCCAGAGCUUUCCACGUACCUUAUCUGAAGGGACGCGAAAAGCCAUUGGAGACAAGUUUGAGGCCGUGGCUGAACAAGGACCCGUGCCAUCUGGUGUCUUCUCCCAACAGUGUAGACUACUGCCUUUUUUGUCGUUGUUUUUGGGUGUACAGGAAACAGCAUUGAUCACGCAUCAUAUAUCCAGCUUUGUCUUGGUGAACUACUUUCAAGAUCUUGAUCAAGAUCUUCAGGAACGAGAGGGAAACGAUGACCACAAGUCCAAGCAGACUGGCGCGACUGAGUCAUCCACUGCUGCGUCUUCCAUUGCUGCUUCCACCUGCACUUCAGCCACUAUAGCGGAAGAAGCAGACGCUGCAUUAGUCUGGAAGCUUCUGCGAGAGUGGCUUUCUAUGCAGGACGAGCCAGAGGCUUAUGAGUUACUCGAUGGUCUGGAACGAGUUUUCUUUUACGAUGCUGGGCAAUUUCUCACGUUGACUUGGAGCAGCAAAAUUUUCUCCCAUUUGUGUUGCGGAAUGCUACCGUUCUCGCUCUUGAUCGACUUCCUGCGUACCUUUUUGCUGGACGGAGUGCAUUUUCUUUUCCAGUUUGCCCUAGCCUGGGUGUGGCAUAUCAGAGAACCGCUGCUGCAGGUGUUGAGGAAAGCGUUAGGAUCUUCUUCAAGUAGUUCUUCUGCGAGUUGUACCAGCGCAGCGAAAAUUUCUACCACCAGAGAAAGAGUCCUCCAGCUCCUGAAGAACGAAGACCCUCAAAACUGUGCAAAACCACAUAGAGAACUAGAAAGGCACGAUCUGUUGUCUUCGUCCACCUGUACGGAACUGCUAGAAGAGGCGGGCUCGAUACGGUUGGACGAUAUCAUGCAUGCAUCGAUCCAGAAACUAAGGCAAGCGGAAGUUUCAAGACUAGAAACCGAAAUGGAAAACAAACGAAAGUGGAGAGAAGCGCAAGCUGCAGAUGACCUCGAUAACUUGUCAGCAGAUUUCACCGGGAGUAGUGGGGAGGAAGAUGAGUAGGAAUAGUACUCAACUGCUAGUAGUGGAAUCGGUUGAAAGCGUACUAGUAGAGAGCGCUUCUUCAUCCUUGUCUUGUUGUUCUUGUUACGCGAGAAAACUAUUGAGUGGUCAGCAUGUGCUCUCGUGGAACACACUACCGAAACAGAUGUAACCAUGAAUAACCAGUUCUUUUUACUCACCACACCUUUGAUGUCAUGCAUGCACACCCUGAAUGUUUGUUUCUACACCUAUCAUAGCUUGCCUAUGGCUCGGGAUCAAAGCAUUCCCAAACUCAACAUACCUCGCCUGAGGACCUUGAAAAACUAUCAAAGCGACGAACCGUUUGCGUUUCCAAACUAAUCUUCGUGUCUGCCCUGCUGAGAAU